Messenger RNA from Eruca vesicaria subsp. sativa (arugula), 276 nucleotides. The record is from the annotation of a GenBank genome assembly. NCBI's taxonomy places the organism in Eukaryota, Viridiplantae, Streptophyta, Magnoliopsida, Brassicales, Brassicaceae.
AUGGCUAAGAACCUAAACUCCAUCUGCUUUGCACUUCUCUUGUUUGUGGUCGUGAUUGCUUCAACUGGAUUCCUGAACAGCGAGGCAGUGGAUUGCCCAGGUGGAUGCUCUUUGCCAGGGCAACGUAAGUUCUUAGACGAGUGUGGGAUUGUGCCAUUCCCGGGUACAGAUGUUGAUUGUUGCAAAUGUUGCGCAGCCAAAUGGCCGACUCCUCCACUCUGUUGGGCGGUUGUUGAGGGAACCGAGAGACACUGCCAUUGCUAUCAACAUAUUUGA